This is a messenger RNA of Lentinula edodes (shiitake mushroom), 1949 nucleotides long. RefSeq lists its product as uncharacterized. Gene Ontology annotation, molecular function: DNA binding; RNA polymerase II C-terminal domain phosphoserine binding. The coding region runs from base 90 to 1784 and encodes 564 amino acids. NCBI's taxonomy places the organism in Eukaryota, Fungi, Basidiomycota, Agaricomycetes, Agaricales, Omphalotaceae. Gene Ontology annotation, cellular component: Cdc73/Paf1 complex. The transcript has 7 exons. The record is from RefSeq and is a predicted model, not a curated record.
AAGCUGUAUGGGUUCUUCGGCACUUGUCCGGCCCAGCCUUAUUGUUACAACGAACCACAACCACCGGUUCAUCUGUGUCCAGGCCCAGAAUGUCCGACUUCGACGACGAACUCCUAGAACUGGUCGAGGCUGACCCGAGCAAAGAGCGCAAACGGAAACGGAGCAAUGGUAGCAAAAGUAAAAGUAGUCAUAGCUCCAAAAGACGCAAGGCGGAAGUGUCUGACGAUGAGCCGGAGAGCGAGGAAGAGGAGGAUGACCCAUAUCCUCUUGACGGCAAAUAUAUGGACGAAGCUGACAUGCAACGGCUUCUGCAGUUGCCAGAAGUUGAACGUGAAGACAUAAUCGCCACACGAAUGGAAGAGCGGCAGAAGGUUCUGGAUAAGAAGGCGUUAGUACUUCUGCUAAAGGAACAACGAGAAAGAGACCGAUUAGGGGACACAGACGGAGGACCCACAGGGGUAGCCAAGGCUGCUAAGCGCCAACACACCGCUCGAGGUGCUACAAAGGAAAAGAGUAACAAGUUAGACGAGUUGAAAGCUAAACGCAAAGCCAAAGACGAGAAGAGCAAAAACCGCACAUACUCUCCCAAGCGGGAACGUUCUUCUUCUCCGAUGGAUAUGGAAACAUCAUCAUCCGACGAAGAUGAGGACGGAGUAAUUACUAAAGAUGAGCAAGAAGAAGAGCGUGCUAAUCGACUAUUAAAUGGCGGCCCCAGUGCUGUACAAAAAAACGAGAUACCGGCUACUUUGGAAGAUUUGGAACGUUGCCGUUUAUCUCGUUCUUCGUUGCUCAAGCAUUUCCUAUCGCCGUGGUUUCCUCAAUAUAUUAAAGGAAUGUGGGUGCGCUAUCUAAUUGGAGGUGAAGGGAGAGAGCCUGUUUACCGGAUAUGUCAAGUCGAUCAUCUGGUGGACGAGACUGUCAAACCUUACCGGAUCGAAGAAAAGUGGUUCGAUCGUCAGGCUGAGCUCGUCCACGGUCAAGCAAAGAGAAAAUUCAAUCUAGAUCAAAUUUCAAAUUCUCGAUUCACUGAGAAAGAAUUUGAUCGCCUUCAGAAAACGUUAAUGCAGGAACAGGUCCCUCUACCGACAAAGUCCUCAAUUGAUACCAAAGUAGCAGAAAUGCUCCGACUUACCUCGCAACGAUGGACAGAAAGCGAUGUUAGCAACAUGCUCAACAAAGCUCGUACCCUCGGCUCCCAACGACCACCGGGAUGGACAACUUUAGAGCGUUCUAGACUGAACCAAGCCCGAACACUUGCCCUACGACGACAAGAUCACUCCGAGGUUGCUGAAUUGGAUGCCCAAAUUGCUGAGUUUGACGCGAGAUACGGAAAUGGCAACUCAAAUGGGAAUCAAGAUGAGAAUGGACGAAAUAGCAGUGGGAGUGACGUAUUGAUAAAACUUAGUGAGAAGAAUCGGAAGGCGAAUGCGGAGGCCGUGCGAAGGGCAGAGCAGCAAGAGGCAGAAAGAAAGAGGAGAGAACGAAAACUUGCGAUGAAUGGUAGUGGAGCGGCAACACCAGUCGACCCUAGUGCGAGGUUGAAGAUUGUUCCUAGGACCUUGAUCGCAAGAACACCGACGCCCGGUCCUUCGAGGUAUGUUAUUUUUUUUCUAUCGAGGUGCGGUCAUAAUGAAUUUGCCAGACCUGGGACUCCUACCGCUUCUGCGUUGUCCAAGGAGGCAACUCAUUCUGCUUCCCCUUUGUCUGGCUCGUCCAAGAGCAACGGACAAUCAUUCGAAGCAUCUGUCAUUGCAUCCCUCGAGGUUGAUUUGGGAGAUUUCUGAGGUUCUGCUGUAGUGUGGGGUGGAUAACAGUGUAGAGUACAGUUAUUCAUGUGUAGAUUUUUUGUUUGCCCAAGGGUAUCUAGUUGUGCGUAUAAUCAAUUGCUGUAUACUAAGAUCUAAUGGAUACGUACGUACGUACAGUAACAGGUGAAAUGAGAGUGAAGU